CAGUGAGGAUGAAAAGAUAAUCGUCAAAGGCCCUGCGACCUCUUCCCUCGCUUCCCCUAGAACCUUGGAUAAAUCCCAUCAGGCCCGUGGGACUUAUCUGUCUUCAAGUUCCUCAAAAUUCCUAGUACAUCUUCCUUACUAACAUCGACCUCCUCUAGCCUACCAGCCUGUUUCACACUGUCCUCCUGUACAACUAGUUCCCUCUCAGUUGUGAAUACUGAAGCAAAGUGUUCAUUUAGGACGUCUCCUAUCUCUUUAGGCUCUGUGCAUAAAUUCCCUUUACAAUCUUUGAUCGGCCCUACUCUUUCUCUGGUCAUUUUCUUAUUCCUCACAUACAUGUAAAAAGCCUUAGAGUUUUCCUUGAUCCAUAAGAGUUUUCUUAUGUCCCCUUAUAGCCCUCCUAAGCCCUUUCUUCAGCACCAUCCUGGAUAACUUGUAUCCCUCUACAGCCUUUUCCAAUCCUUGUUUCCUAAACCUUAUAUAAGGAUCCUUCUUCCUCUUAACUAGUCGUUCGACCUCUCUCUCGAGAACCAAGGCUCCCUCACUCGACCACAUCUUCCCUGCCUGUUAGUGACAAACGUAUCGAGCACAUGCAGUAUGCAUUCCUUAAACAACCUCCACAUUUCAAUAGUGCACUUCACUGACAGCAUCUGUUCCCAUUUUAUGUUACCCAGCUCUUGCCUAACAAUUGUAAUUACCCUUCCCCCAGUUACAAAUCUUACCCUGCUUUCUGUACCUAUCCUUUUCCAUGACUAUUAUAAAAAUAACAGAGAUGUUUGCUACUGCCAAAAUGCUCUCCUACCAACAGGUCUAACACUUGGCCCGGUUCAUUACCAAGCACCAAAUCCAAAGUGGCCUCUCCUCAUGUUGGUCUAUCUAGGUAAUGUGUCAGAAAUCCUUCCUGAUCUCACUGGACAAAAUCUGCUCCAUCUAAACUAUUACAACUAAAACGUUUCCAAUCAAUAUUUGGAAAGUUGAAGUCACCCGUGAUUACAGCCCUGUGACUUCUGCACCUUUCCAGUAUCUGCCUCCCAAUCUGCUCCACUUCUCUGCAACUAUUAGGGGGUCUGUAAAAAAAAAACAUUGAAGUGACUGCUCCUUUCUGGUUCCUGACCUCAACCUAAACUGACUCUGUAGACAUAUCAUUCUUGAACUGCCUUUCAGUAGCUGCUAUACUAGCCCUGACUAGCAAUGCCACUCCCCCACCUCUUUUUCCACUUUCCUUAUUUCUUUUAAAGCAUCUAAAUCCUGGAACUUCCAAUAGCCAUUCCUGUCCCUGAGUUAUCCAAGUUUUUGUAAUGGCCACAACAUUGUAGUUCCAAGUACUGGCUCAUGCUGUAAGUUCAUCCGCCUUAUUUCUGAUACUUAUAGCGUUGAAGUGUACAUAUCUCAAACCAUCCCUGUGUCCACAGUUACGCUCCAUUGAUCACAUGUAUUAACAACCUCACUCCCUGUUGUGUCUGUUGAAAGAAUGAGUACCUCAUCCUCUGAAUUACAAAUCCAGUUCCCCACUCCCUGCCAAUUUAGUUUAAACCAUCCCAUAUAGCUCAAGUAAACCUCUCUCUCAGGAUAUUUGUAGCCUUCUGGAUCAGGUGCAACCUGUCCCUACUGUACAGGUCCCACCUCCCCCGGAAUGUGCUCCAAUUAUCCACAUAAUGGAAGCUCUCCCUCCUACACCAGCCCUGUAGCCACGUGUUUAGCUGCGCACUCUCCCUAUUUUUUACCUCGUUAUCACGUGGCAGUGAUCCAGAGAUAACUACACUGUUUGUCCUGGACUUCAGCUUCCAACCUAACUUCCUGAGCUUGUUUUUCACAUUCUGAGCCCUUUUUCUACCUAUGUCGUUGGUACCGAUAUGUACCAUGACUGCUGGUUGCUCACCCUCCCCCGUAAGGAUCUCGAAGACACAGUCCGAGUCAUCAUGCACCCUGAUACCCAGGAGGCAACGUACCAUCCGUUUAUCUCGUUUGCAUCCACAGAACCACUGUCUGUGUGUCUUACUAUUGAAUCUCUCACUACAAUUACUCUCCUUUUCUCCCCCCUUCCCUUCUGUGCCACAGGGCCAGGCUCAGUGCCAAACACCUGUCUGCUAUGGCCUUCCCCUGAUAGGUCUCCCCCAUCCCCCCAACAGUAUCCAAAACAGUAUACUUAUUAUUGAGGGGAACAGCCACAGGGGAUUCCUGUUCUGUCUGCCUAUUCCCUUUCCCCUACCUGACAGUCACACAGCUACCUUUUUCCUGUACCUUGGGUGUGACCACCUCCUUUUAACUCCUCUCUAUCACCCCCUCAGCCUCCCGAAUGAUCUGGAUUUCAUCCAGCUCCAGCUCCAGUUCCCUAACGUAGUUUGUGAGCAGCUGGAGUUGAGCGCACGCCUCGCAGAUGAAGUCAGAGGGGAUACCAGCAGUGACCCUUAUCUCGCACAUCCUGCAAGAGGAGCAUGCAACCUCCCUAGCUUCCAUUUCCUCUACUCUGGAUUUCCAGGAGAAUAAGAAAAAUUAAAAAAUAAGGCCUUACUUUACCGACCCUCCACACAGCCUUUUCUUUUUGGUUAGAGGAGGAAGAUGGGUGGGAGACAGUACGUGUAGUGUUUUGGGUUUAGUCAAUGCUCGAAUAUAUUAGUUCCUUCCUGGCUCGUGUUCUCUCCACACAGCCGCUGCUGAAAACAAGAAGGCCGCUGCUGCACGAGGCAACAAGUCAACAAAGCUGGCCAUGUCCAUAAGAAAUCUAUUGAGGACCUGUAUUCUCUUCUGAGUGUCUUGAAAAAAAACCCCAACCAGAACUGUAUACCUAUGAAAAAUCGAGAUGAUAGCGUACCUCUAUCUUUGGAGAAAGGAAGCAUUCAAACAGUACCCAUUGGAUACAUCGAAUCCUGCUUCAUGGCGAAAAAUGGCACCCCUCGGCAACCGACUAUAUGUAGUUUGUCUCGGGCACGACUUAAAAUUAGCAAGACAAUUUUUAACAAUCCGGAACACUCGCUCAUGGGCCUGGAUCAGUUUUCACAUGUCUGGAUUAUCUUUGUUUUCCACAAAAAUGGACAUCAGAGUUUUAAAGCUAAAGUCAAACCACCUAGACUGAAUGGAUUAAAGACUGGAGUCUUUUCUACAAGAAGUCCUCAUCGUCCCAAUGCAAUAGGUUUAACACUGGCAAAGCUGGAUAGGAUUGAAGGUGACACCGUUUAUCUUUCGGGAAUUGACAUGAUACAAGGAACACCAGUACUGGACAUUAAACCAUAUAUUCCAGAAUAUGAUGCACCUCGAGGUGCUCCACCAAGAAACAAUGGUCAAUUGCAUCAAGAGAUUCUUAUGCCAAAUGAAGAGUGUCAAGACACAACCAUUCCAAUCACUGGGGUGGUGACUACACAGUCAGAGAAUAAGAAACCAGGCCAUGGUAAGGUAGCUUCAGGGACUGCAGAUGCAUUUUAUAAUGGCUGGGUGCAACCUGCUCCGAGAGAUGCGUCAUACCCAGUCAGAAAGAUGGAUGAUAAUCUUACUGGAGAAGACCGGUACCCUGUACAAGCAGGAGCUACAGUUUCAACCUGCACUAUGGAUGAAUCUACAGAUAAACAGCAGUGUUGCAUCCCUGAGCUAAAAGCUGAGAAAUUUGAUGUACUUGCUGGAAAGGAGGAUGCUUCUUAUGAAAAUAUACUCUUGGCUGUGGAGAAAAUCAAAUGUCAACUUGUCCACAAUGAUGCUUUGAACAAAAUAAUUGCACGAGAUAAAGUUUUUUGCUUAGAUUCUGAACAGUUAAGUGCUGCCAUGGUCUGUCAGAAUAAACAGCAAAACGAUGAAGAUGCUAUUAACAUACCUGGGAACCAGUUGUCUAACAGUACGGUUGCAACUUGGAUAAAACAAUCACCUGUACCAUCCUUACAGGUUCGAUUCACUCCUCAUGCAGAAUUGGACCUGGAGCAGUUUCAGGCUCCAGGUGGGGCAGAUCCAAACAAAGUGUCACUGAAAUAUUUCCAGUCUGUGAAGGAAGCAAAGUCUGCCAUUGAGGCUGUGCUAGCAGCUGAUCCAAGAUCCGUAUAUCGCAGAAAACAGUGCCAGGACACAUUGUUUUACUUCACUGUAGACGUUGCCCACAUCACGACUUGGUUUGGAGAUGACUUUGCUGAAAUUUUAAGGAUAAAACCAGUGAAACAGAAUGCAUAAAUUAGAACUGUUGGACUAGAAAUUCCUAAUCAAGAUUGUUAACAUUGCAUUUUCCAUAAAAUUAAAAACCAAUGUUAACAAUCUUCAUUCAGCCCUGUAUAGGAGUGGAGUUUUGCAUUAUGUACACUUCCUUUCAACUUAUUCCACUUUCAUUUGACACCACAUUUGCUGAGAUCACAUUUGGAGUAUUGUAUUCAGCUCUGGGUACCUUAUUUAAGGAUGUUAACGCCAUGGAGAGAGUGCAAAGGAAACUUAUGAGUGUGAUUCCAGAAAUGAGGGAUUUCAGAUGCAAGGAAAGAAUAGAAAAAGUAGGUUUCUUCUUCUGUGCUCCAGGGACAAUCAAAGGUAACCUUAUUGAGGUGUUCAAAAAUAUGAAUAAUUUUGACGGGGUAAAGAAGGAUAUUCUGUUUCCACAGUUUGGAAUGUCAGUAACUAGGGGUCACAACUGAAAGAUUGUCAGCAAGUAAGAUGAGAAAUUUCUUUACUUAGUUGCUAGGAUUUGGAAUGUACUACCUUGGAGCGUGGUGGAGGUAGAUUCCUAGGUUUCAGUAGAGACCUGGAUAUAUACUGGAAAGUGAUGAAUUUAGAGGGCUACAGCGGUAGUCCCAUUCUCCAGCCCUAACUGGAUUGUUCUACCAGGAAUAGGUACAGACAGCAUGGGCUGAAUGUUCCCCUUCUGCACUGUUAAAAUUCUGUGAUUCCACCGUCUCUCCAUGCUUAAGUUUAGAUAGGUAGUUUCUAACAUAUAUUAUCACAUAACGGUUGCCUUCAUUGUUGGUACCGUGUUGCGCCGAAGGCACAAGUUUUAAGAAACAUGUGAAAUGAAAGAAUAAAAAUAAAGACCAUGACAUCAAAAUGAAAA
Stegostoma tigrinum is the source of this 5011-nucleotide messenger RNA. It is a transcript of the gene trmo, whose product is annotated as tRNA methyltransferase O. The record is from RefSeq and is a predicted model, not a curated record. The coding region runs from base 2788 to 4149 and encodes 453 amino acids. Lineage: Eukaryota; Metazoa; Chordata; Chondrichthyes; Orectolobiformes; Stegostomatidae. The transcript has 6 exons.